GCAGGCCGGCGGGAGGGACCCGCACAUGCAAGGACAGCCGCAGGGCGAGGAUGCAAGCCUUCCCCAGCUACAGCUUUGGGAAAGGAUACUAGGGCGCUCCCAUAUGGGGGCGCGGGAACUGGGGAAAGAAGGUGCUCCCAGGACGAGGUGGGAGAGGAAGGCAGUGCGGGGUCAAGGGCUUUCCCCCUGCUAACGGACGCUUUCGACGAGUGGGUGCCGGGGAGAACCGUGAGGAAGGACACCAAGGACAGCCUUUGGUCCCCAAGCUCAGAUCGCUUUAGUGGUGCGAAUAGAGGGAGGAGGUGGGUUGCAAACUGGAGGGAGUCCCCGCCGGGUGACCUCGUGGCUGGCUGGGUGCGGGGCACCGCAGAAUCCAAGUCGGAACUCUUGGCACCAUGAACCCAGCCAUCAGCAUCGCUCUCCUGCUCUCAGUCUUGCAGGUGUCCCGAGGGCAGAAGGUGACCAGCCUGACAGCCUGCCUGGUGAACCAGAACCUUCGCCUGGACUGCCGUCAUGAAAAUAACACCAAGGAUAACUCCAUCCAGCAUGAGUUCAGCCUGACCCGAGAGAAGAGGAAGCACGUGCUCUCAGGCACCCUCGGGAUACCCGAGCACACGUACCGCUCCCGCGUCACCCUCUCCAACCAGCCCUAUAUCAAGGUCCUUACCCUAGCCAACUUCACCACCAAGGAUGAGGGCGACUACUUUUGUGAGCUUCGAGUCUCGGGCGCGAAUCCCAUAAGCUCCAAUAAAAGUAUCAGUGUGUAUAGAGACAAGCUGGUCAAGUGUGGCGGCAUAAGCCUGCUGGUUCAGAACACUUCCUGGAUGCUGAUGCUGCUGCUUUCCCUCUCCCUCCUUCAAGCCCUGGACUUCAUUUCUCUGUGACUGGUUGGGCCCAAGGAGAAACAGGAGCCCUCGAGGUCCUUCCGCUGCAGAGGUCUUGCUUCUCCCGGUCAGCUGAUUCCCUCCCCAAGUCCUUCAAAUAUCUCAGAACAUGGGGAGAAACGGAGACCUUGCCCCUCCUAAGGAACCCCAGUGCUGCAUGCCAUCAUCCCCCCACCCUCGCCCCCAUCCCCUACCCCCACCACUUCACCCUCCAUGCAUACCAUUAGCUGUCAUUUUGUACUCUGUAUUUAUUCCAGGGCUGCUUCUGAUUAUUUAGUUUGUUCUUCCCUGGAGACCUGUUAGAACAUAAGGGCGUAUGGUGGGUAGGGGAGGCAGGAUAUCAGUCCCUGGGGCAAGUUCCUCCCUGCCAACCAAGCCAGAUGCCUGAAAGAGAUAUGGAUGAGGGAAGUUGGACUGUUGUCUGUACCUGGUACAGUCAUACUCUGUUGAAAGAAUCAUCCAGUGGGUGGGGUGGGGGCGGAGGGAGGCUCAAGCUAGGAGAGCUCUGCUGAGCCUUUGUGGACCGUCCAAUGAGAAUGAGGGCUUAGAUUCUACCAGGUCAUUCUCAGCCACCACACACAAGCCCCCUGCCAUCACUGAAGAAGCCCCCCUAGGGCUUUUGGGCCAGGGCACACUCAGUAAAGAUGCAGGUUCAGUCAGGGAAUGUUGGGGAAAGGGGUAGGAGGUGGGGGAGGGAUCACCCCCUCCUCUAAAACAUGAGCCUGCUGUCUCCAAAGGCCACUGCCUGUAGUGAAGGUGGCAGAAGAAGACAAGUCCCCUCCCAAGGAGCCAGAACUCUGACUCCAGGAUCUAAGUCCGUGCAGGAAGGGGAUCCUAGAGCCAUCCGGUUGGACCCAGCUUACCAAGGGAGAGCCUUUAUUCUUCUUUCCCUUGCCCCUCUGUGCCAGCCCCUCUUGCUGUCCCUGAUCCCCCAGACAGCGAGAGUCUUGCAACCUGCCUCUUCCAAGACCUCCUAAUCUCAGGGGCAGGUGGUGGAGUGAGAUCCGGUGUGCACACUUUUUGGAAGAUAGCUUUUCCAAGUAUCCUCUUCCCCGCUGGCAGCUCUGCCUGUCCCAUCACCAUGUAUAAUACCACCGCUGCUUACGGCAUCUCACCGAGGAAAGAAAACUGCACAAUAAAACCAAGCCUCUGGAGUGUG
This is a messenger RNA of Mus caroli (Ryukyu mouse), 2043 nucleotides long. RefSeq names its product Thy-1 cell surface antigen (gene Thy1). The record is from RefSeq and is a predicted model, not a curated record. NCBI's taxonomy places the organism in Eukaryota, Metazoa, Chordata, Mammalia, Rodentia, Muridae. Gene Ontology annotation, molecular function: integrin binding; GTPase activator activity. Gene Ontology annotation, cellular component: external side of plasma membrane; focal adhesion; myelin sheath. Gene Ontology annotation, biological process: regulation of cell migration; cell adhesion; integrin-mediated signaling pathway.